Molecule: messenger RNA, 748 nt
Organism: Dermacentor silvarum
Lineage: Eukaryota; Metazoa; Arthropoda; Arachnida; Ixodida; Ixodidae
Product: mediator of RNA polymerase II transcription subunit 21
Exons: 4
Coding region: 54-476 (140 amino acids)
Biological process (GO): regulation of transcription by RNA polymerase II
Cellular component (GO): mediator complex
Molecular function (GO): transcription coregulator activity
Source: RefSeq, a predicted model, not a curated record
GGUAGCAGCGAAGAUGCUUCUUGCCCUAGGAACCAUGUGUAUUUAUUUACAUCAUGGCUGACCGGCUAACGCAACUUCAGGACGCUGUCAAUGCGCAAGCGGACAACUUCUGCAACAGCAUCGGUAUCCUGCAGCAGUAUGCCGCGCCCAGCAGCUUCCCAGAGUUUGAGAAAUCUGUUUCCAAGCCUGGACAGCAACCUCAAGAAGAUUACCCACAGCUGUUUGCAUCACUCAUAGCGAGGACUGCAAAGGAUAUCGACGUCCUGAUCGACUCCCUGCCAAGUGAAGAAGCUUCUCCUGAGCUGCAGGCGGCCAACCUUAGGCGGCUAGAAGUAGAGAACCAGGAGGCAGCCCGGCGCCUGGAGGAAGUGGUCCAGCAGGGGGAGGCGCUCCUGGAGCAGAUCCAGAAGGCAUUGCACGACAUCGCCGAGUCGCAGCUAAGCAUGCAGCACCUGGACGAGGCUCCGCCCAACUGACUAGUCGUCCAGUCGCACAUCGGCUGCACUGUUCUCAUCAGCACGUCCCAAGCUUUUAGAACUGUGACCUCUAGAGAGCCUCCCAUGAGCUGCCCCCAAUCUCGGACUCUGUAAUACGGGACUCGGAGUGCACUUUUUUGUCCUGGGCUCAGCCUGGUGACGUGGUUGUGUGGCAUUUCUCACUGCUUCAGCACAUGUAUAUAAGUUCCUUUUUAUUUUUUUCCCCCUGUUCCUUGUUAAGUACUGACAUAAAAACAUGUUUUUUUCACAGG